Saccharomycopsis crataegensis is the source of this 1113-nucleotide messenger RNA. RefSeq names its product NAD(P)-dependent alcohol dehydrogenase. The coding region runs from base 1 to 1113 and encodes 370 amino acids. NCBI's taxonomy places the organism in Eukaryota, Fungi, Ascomycota, Saccharomycetes, Ascoideales, Saccharomycopsidaceae. The record is from RefSeq and is a predicted model, not a curated record. The transcript has a single exon. Gene Ontology annotation, molecular function: L-iditol 2-dehydrogenase (NAD+) activity; zinc ion binding. Gene Ontology annotation, biological process: D-sorbitol catabolic process.
AUGUCGCUUCUCAAAGGUAACCCUUCACUCAAUCCAGCGUUCUUCAUCAGAAAGGCAAAGGAUACCUAUUUCGCCCAACACGACGUCCUCCCUUUGACCAGCCCAAAGGCGGUGCGUGUGGAAAUUAAGGCCACGGGACUUUGCGGUUCCGAUCUUCACUACUACCAAGAUGGCCGCAACGGUCCAAAAGUCGUCAGUGCCCCAAUGGUCUUGGGUCAUGAAUCGGCAGGGGUGGUGGUCGAAGUGGGUCCAGCGGUCACCUCGGUAAAAGUUGGCGAUAAAGUGGCGGUCGAACCGUGUGUCCCAUCAAGAUUCUCCGACGAAACCAUGAGUGGUAACUAUCAUUUAUGCCCCCAUAUGGAAUUCGCCGCAUCUCCUCCUACCCAUGGUACUUUGGCAAGGUAUUUCACCGUCGAUGAUAAUUUCGUGGUGAAAUUACCUGAUCAUGUUUCUUUGGAAGAAGGGGCCACCGCUGAGCCAUUGGCGGUGGCAUGUCAUGCCAACAAACUUGCAGGGACCACAUUUAACCGCACGGUGUUUGUCUUUGGAGCCGGCCCAGUAGGUUUACUCGUUGCCGCCACCGCUAAAGCUUUUGGGGCCACCAGAGUGUUGGUGAUUGAUCUAUUCGAUGAUAAGUUACAAUUAGCGAAAAAAAUGGGGGCCACCGACGUUCAUAAUUCCCGUGCCGACCGUGGGAAAUCGGAGUCUGAAGUGGUGGAGGGUCUCACUAGCAAAUAUUUUGCACCAGACAUUGUCUUUGAUGCCACAGGAGUGAAACCUUGUAUCAGAUCAGGCAUGCUCGCGGUGAAGCCAGGAGGAACCUAUGUUCAAGUUGGAAUGGGGAUGAAUAAUACAGAGAUUCCUCUUGGUCCAUUGGGAAGAAAAGAAGCCACGGUAAAAGGAUCUUUCAGAUACUCUUUUGGUGAUUAUCGUGAUGCCGUACAGUUGUUGAGUAGUGGGAAAGUGAAUUCGAAAUUAAUCAUCACCCAUAGAUUCAAGUUCAAACAGGCAAAAGAAGCUUACGAGUUUGCCGGGACUGGUAAAGCAGUGAAAAUCAUCAUUGAAGGACCAACAGAUGAAGAUUUGCUUUUAGCUAAUCAAUCAAAACUUUAA